AUGUCUUUCAGAGGAAACUCUAAUUUUAGUGGUAUACCCACCUCUCACCAAGGAUAUAAGCACCAAGGCUCCAGAUCGAAUGGAGCAAGCGGUGUGUCCUUGAAAACGUUUGUACUGGAGGAACUGGAUAAAUUAUCUAGCAAGGUGGAUGAUUUGACCGAUCACCCAUUUGUACAAAAGUUGAAACCUUACGUUCCGGCAAUUUCUCGCUUCUUCAUCGUGGCGACUUUCUAUGAAGAUUCAUGUCGGAUUCUUUCACAAUGGAGUGAUCAAGUUUUCUACUUGUGGAAUUACAGGCGCCUGCCAUAUUUCUUUGUCGUGCUGUUCUUGGUUUCCGUGGUGAUUGCCAUGUUUGUGGGCGCCACAAUGCUGGUUUUGCGGAAAAGACUUGUAAUUGCCACCGGUACUCUAUGUGCUUGCAUUGUUCUUCAGGGAUUUGUGUAUGGACUCUACGGGGCUUCUUUUGUCUUGAGAAACAUCAGUGUUAUCGGCGGUCUGUUGAUCGCCCUAAGCGACUCCAUUGUGCAAAGUAAAACCACGUUCGGCAUGCUCCCAGAACUGCAUAACAAAGACGGUAAGACGAAAGGGUUUGUGUUGCUGGCAGGAAGACUCCUUUUGGUUGUCUUAUUUAUGACUUUCACGAUCAGCAAAAAUUGGCUAACCGUCGUUCUCACUAUUUUAGGCACCAUUUGCAUUUCCGUGGGGUUCAAGACUAAGCUUGCCUCCAUCUUGCUGGGCUUGAUUCUCUCUUUCUACAACAUCACAGUCAACAACUACUGGUUUUACAAUAGUAGCAAGAGGGAUUUGUUGAAAUACGAGUACUUCCAAAAUUUAAGCAUCAUCGGAGGACUUUUGUUGGUUGUUGCUACUGGCGCUGGCGAAUUGUCCAUUGAUGAAAAGAAGAAGAUCUAUUGA
This is a messenger RNA of Lachancea dasiensis, 915 nucleotides long. Lineage: Eukaryota; Fungi; Ascomycota; Saccharomycetes; Saccharomycetales; Saccharomycetaceae. The record is from the annotation of a GenBank genome assembly.